This is a messenger RNA of Bombina bombina (fire-bellied toad), 8600 nucleotides long. It is a transcript of the gene HECTD1, whose product is annotated as HECT domain E3 ubiquitin protein ligase 1. The coding region runs from base 215 to 7684 and encodes 2489 amino acids. The transcript has 39 exons. NCBI's taxonomy places the organism in Eukaryota, Metazoa, Chordata, Amphibia, Anura, Bombinatoridae. Gene Ontology annotation, cellular component: nuclear speck. The record is from RefSeq and is a predicted model, not a curated record. Gene Ontology annotation, biological process: proteasome-mediated ubiquitin-dependent protein catabolic process; protein K63-linked ubiquitination; anatomical structure development. Gene Ontology annotation, molecular function: ubiquitin protein ligase activity; metal ion binding; protein binding.
UUCUUGAUCUCUAAAAAUAGAAUUUGGUAACGGGACCCUUUCGCAUAGUUUAUCUGGAGCAAAACAAGCAAGGGGGAUUGUAUCCCCUGGUUGUCCAUUAUUCAGUGUUAAAGGUGAGGGUUUCCUGCAGACAAAGUGGCUGCCAAAGGAAAGAGAGGAUCUAACACCAAGUGUCCAUCCGGCCAGCGCGGGCCCAUCGCCGCGCAUUGCCACCAUGGCCGAUGUUGAUCCAGACACAUUGCUGGAAUGGCUCCAGAUGGGGCAGGGGGAUGAGCGGGACAUGCAGCUCAUUGCCCUGGAACAGCUGUGCAUGCUGCUGCUCAUGUCUGAUAAUGUGGAUCGGUGCUUUGAAACGUGUCCCCCACGUACCUUCCUGCCAGCCCUAUGUAAAAUCUUCCUGGAUGAAAGUGCACCAGACAAUGUACUUGAAGUCACAGCCAGGGCUAUUACCUACUACCUAGAUGUUUCUGCUGAGUGCACCAGGCGCAUUGUAGGGGUAGAAGGUGCCAUUAAAGCACUGUGCAAUCGGUUGGUGGUGGUGGAACUCAACAACAGGACCAGCCGAGAUUUGGCAGAGCAAUGUGUGAAGGUACUUGAACUCAUCUGUACACGUGAGUCAGGAGCUGUUUUUGAGGCAGGGGGCCUGAAUUGCGUGCUGACCUUCAUCCGGGACAGCGGGCACCUGGUGCAUAAGGACACUUUGCAUUCUGCUAUGGCAGUGGUUUCUCGACUUUGUGGGAAGAUGGAGCCACAAGAUGCCUCUCUGGAGACCUGUGUGGAAUCACUUUCUAGCCUUUUAAAGCAUGAAGACCAUCAGGUGUCCGAUGGGGCUUUGCGCUGCUUUGCCUCUCUUGCAGACCGGUUCACGCGUCGUGGGGUGGAUCCUGCUCCUUUGGCUCAGCAUGGGCUAACAGAGGAGCUAUUGUCUCGCAUGGCGGCUGCUGGUGGUACUGUUUCUGGUCCUUCAUCAGCCUGCAAACCAGGGCGUGGCACAAGUGGAGGCCCUUCCACAUCAGGAGACUCCAAAAUCAGCAACCAGGUUUCGACCAUAGUGAGCCUGCUAUCUACAUUAUGCCGCGGAUCACCUGUUGUCACACAUGAUUUGUUAAGGGCUGAGCUUCUAGAUUCCAUGGAGAGUGCUUUGCAAGGGGAUGAGCGUUGUGUACUUGACACCAUGAGGUUGGUGGACUUGCUUCUGGUACUGUUAUUUGAGGGCCGUAAGGCUUUACCAAAGUCAAGUGCUGGCUCCAGUGGCCGUAUACCAGGUCUGAGGCGACUGGAUAGCUCUGGUGAGAGAUCACACCGUCAAUUGAUAGAUUGUAUCCGAAGCAAGGACACAGAUGCGCUCAUUGAUGCUAUUGAUACAGGAGCAUUUGAAGUGAAUUUCAUGGAUGAUGUUGGUCAGACGCUUCUUAACUGGGCCUCUGCCUUUGGCACACAAGAAAUGGUGGAGUUUCUGUGUGAACGAGGUGCUGAUGUGAACAGAGGUCAGCGGUCAUCCUCUCUGCAUUAUGCAGCUUGCUUUGGAAGACCUCAGGUAGCAAAGACACUUCUGCGUCAUGGAGCCAACCCAGAUCUGCGAGAUGAGGAUGGGAAGACGCCGCUAGAUAAGGCUCGGGAGCGUGGUCACAGUGAGGUGGUGGCCAUCCUGCAGUCACCAGGAGACUGGAUGUGUCCUGUGAACAAGGGGGAUGAAAAGAAGAAAAAAGACUCAAAUCGAGAGGAGGAGGAAUGUAAUGAACCAAAGGGGGACCCAGAAAUGGCUCCCAUUUACCUCAAAAGACUGUUACCUGUUUUUGCACAAACUUUUCAGCAGACCAUGCUGCCCUCUAUCAGGAAGGCUAGUCUUGCUCUCAUCAGGAAGAUGAUCCAUUUCUGCUCUGAAGCAUUGCUGAAAGAAGUGUGUGAUUCUGAAGCUGGACACAAUUUACCCACUGUCCUUGUGGAGAUAACUGCAACUGUUUUGGAUCAGGAGUUUUUGUAUUCUUUUCUCCUUUUUUCUUCAUCUACUGUAACAAUUCCCCUUACAGAAAGCAGAAGCGAGUUUCUCGAAAAGUUACAGCGAGCUCGUGGCCAGGUGAAGCCUUCUACCUCCAGCCAGCCUAUUCUGUCUGCUCCAGGCCCAGGCAAGCUAACUGUGGGUAACUGGUCACUCACCUGCCUGAAAGAUGGAGAGAUUGCCAUACACAACUCAGAUGGCCAGCAAGCUACUAUCUUGAAGGAGGAUCUGCCAGGCUUUGUAUUUGAGUCAAAUCGUGGAACAAAGCAUUCUUUCACUGCAGAGACAUCCUUAGGGUCAGAGUUUGUGACUGGUUGGACUGGAAAGAGAGGCAGAAAACUGAAAUCAAAGCUAGAGAAAACAAAGCAAAAGGUACGAACAAUGGCAAGAGAUUUGUAUGAUGACCAUUUCAAGGCAGUAGAGAGCAUGCCACGUGGUGUGGUUGUGACUUUAAGAAACAUCGCUACACAACUAGAGUCCUCAUGGGAACUUCAUACAAACAGACAAUUUAUAGAAGGGGAGAACACAUGGAGAGACCUCAUGAAGACGGCCCUGGAGAACCUCAUUGUGCUUUUAAAGGAUGAUAACACUAUCUCCCCAUAUGAAAUGUGCAGCAGUGGACUGGUGCAGGCUCUGCUCACAGUGCUGAGCAAUAGUGAAGAUAUUGAUAUAAAACAUGACUGUGGGCAGCUUGUAGAAAGACUCAAUGUCUUUAAAACGGCUUUCAGCGAGAAUGAAGAUGAUGAGAGUUAUCCAGCUAUUGCUUUAGUGCGGAAGUUGAUUGCAGUACUAGAGUCUAUUGAAAGGCUACCUCUCCAUCUCUAUGACACACCAGGAUCCAGCUACAAUCUGCAGAUCCUAACUCGAAGACUUCGAUUUCGGCUUGAACGUGCACCAGGAGAGACUUCUUUAAUUGAUCGCACAGGUAGAAUGUUGAAGAUGGAACCACUGGCAACUGUGGAGUCUCUUGAGCAGUACCUACUGAAGAUGGUGGCUAAGCAGUGGUAUGACUUCGACCGUUCAUCCUUUGUAUUUGUACGCAAGCUGCGUGAAGGUCAGAGCUGUGUAUUCCGACAUCAACAUGACUUUGAUGACAAUGGAAUUAUGUACUGGAUAGGGACCAAUGCAAAAACUGCCUAUGAGUGGGUGAACCCAGCAGCCUAUGGUCUGGUGGUAGUCACUUCCUCAGAAGGCCGAAAUUUGCCAUAUGGCAGGUUGGAAGAUAUCUUGAGCCGAGACAGUUCUGCCUUAAAUUGCCACACAAAUGAUGACAAGAGUGCCUGGUUUGCCAUUGACCUUGGUCUUUGGAUUGUGCCAUCUGCAUACACACUCCGCCAUGCCCGGGGGUACGGACGAUCUGCUCUUCGCAACUGGGUUUUCCAAGUGUCAAAGGAUGGCCAGAAUUGGACAACGCUGUACACACAUGUAGAUGACUGCAGUCUGAAUGAGCCUGGCUCCACAGCUACAUGGCCUCUGGACCCUCCAAGAGAGGAAAAGCAGGGAUGGCGGCACAUUAGAAUCAAGCAGGCAGGAAAGAAUGCCAGCGGGCAGACACAUUAUCUCUCUCUAUCUGGCUUUGAGCUGUAUGGCAGUGUGACCGGGGUUUGUGAGGACCAGCUCGGAAAGGCAGCCAAAGAAGCAGAAGCCAAUCUUAGGCGCCAAAGGCGAUUGGUGCGUUCUCAGGUUUUAAAGUAUAUGGUUCCUGGAGCAAGAGUUGUUCGUGGAAUUGACUGGAAAUGGAGAGAUCAGGAUGGCAGCUCUCAGGGUGAGGGCACAGUCACUGGAGAGCUGCACAAUGGCUGGAUUGAUGUCAUAUGGGAUGCCGGUGGCUCUAACUCUUACCGCAUGGGCGCGGAAGGAAAAUUUGACCUCAAGCUGGCCCCUGGUUAUGAUCCAGAUUCCACGACGUCACCCAAACCUAUCUCAUCCACUGUUGCAGGCACACCACCCUCCUGGAGCAGCCUGGUGAAAAACAACUGUCCUGACAAAGCUCCUCCAUCCAGUUCUUGUGUGGUCGCAGGGAGUGUGGCUGGAUCAUGCAGUCGGAAAGGGAGCAGCAGCUCAGUCUGCAGUGUGGCUAGUAGCAGUGAUGUGAGCCUUAGCUGUGCCAAGAUCGAAAGGCGGGCAGAGGAGCCAGGCUCUGAACCUCAACACGACCCCAUCUUACUACUGUCCUCAAGCACUACAGCCUCAGGGUCUACCACCUGUCCCCCAGGUGGAGAGAAUGCUGUGGAGGGAGGAGAGAGGAAGGCAGGUGAGGCCACUGCUAUCUCUAUAGGUAUGGUGAGCAUAAGCUCACCUGACGUAAGUUCUGUGUCAGAGCUCAGCAAUAAGGAGGCAGCAGUUCCACGUCCUUUGGGGUCAUCAGCUAGCAACAGGCUGUCAGUUAGCUCUCUGCUUGCCACUGGGGCUCCCAUGAGUUCUAGUGCCAGUGUCCCCAAUUUGUCUUCUCGGGAGACAUCCAGUCUGGAGUCCUUUGUGAGGAGGGUUGCUAACAUUGCACGGACGAAUGCCACCAAUAACAUGAACUUGAGCCGCAGCAGCAGUGAUAACAACACCAACACCUUGGGGAGGAAUGCAGUAAGCUCUGCCACUUCACCACUGAUGGGAGCUCAGAGUUUUCCCAACUUGACUACUACGGGGACCACAUCCACUGUUACAAUGUCAACAUCUAGUGUUACCAGCAGCAAUGUGGCAACUGCCACCACAGGACUUUCUGUAGGCCAGUCCCUCAGCAACACACUAACUACCAGCUUGACUUCUACCUCCAGUGAGAGUGACACAGGUCAAGAAGCAGAAUAUUCACUUUAUGAUUUCCUGGAUAGUUGCCGAGCUAGCACACUGCUUGCUGAGCUGGAUGAUGAUGAAGACCUUCCUGAGCCAGAUGAAGAGGAUGAUGAGAAUGAGGAUGAUAACCAGGAUGAGCAGGAGUAUGAGGAAGUUAUGGUGAGCAUCCAUGGCAUGAACAAUAGAAAGCUGAAUUAUGGUGCUGAUAAUACACAUUUAACAGUGGUGGUGUUUAAGAAAGCUCCUUUUGUGAUUGGAGCAACCUUUAAGUUAUCUUAUUCAGUUUUGUUGUUCCUUCAGGAAGAGGAGGAGUAUGAGACAAAGGGAGGCCGACGAAGGACAUGGGACGAUGAUUAUGUGCUGAAGAGGCAAUUUUCUGCAUUGGUUCCAGCUUUUGACCCCCGUCCUGGCCGCACCAAUGUUCAGCAAACUACUGACCUGGAGAUUCCAGCACCAGGCACACCACACUCUGAGCUUUUGGAAGAGGUGGAGUGUGCCCCAGCCCCACGUCUGGCAUUGACCCUGAAGGUGACAGGCCUUGGAAGUGGUCGAGAAGUAGAAUUUCCCCUGAGCAACUUUCGUUCCACCAUAUUCUACUACGUGCAGAAGCUGCUUCAACUCUCCUGCAAUGGUUCUGUGAAAUCUGACAAGCUGAGGAGGAUUUGGGAGCCAACUUACACGAUAAUGUAUAGAGAGUUGAAGGAUUCAGAUAAGUUAAAGGAGAGUGGGACACUGGGCUGUUGGUCUGUGGAACAUGUGGAGCAGUUCCUGGGGACAGACACUUUGCCAAAGAAUGAUUUGAUCACCUACCUGCAGAGAAAUUCAGACCUAUGCUUUCUCCGUCGGUGGAAAUUGACUGGGACCAACAAAAGCAUCCGUAAGAACCGCAACUGUUCCCAGCUGAUAGCUGCAUACAAGGACUUCUGUGAAAAUGGUUGCAAAUCAGCAGGUAUACCAGCUGCUCUUGCCACACUGCAGAGUGCCGAUAUCCUAAGCCAUAGCAGAGAGCAGGCACAAGCCAAAGCUGGGAGUGGACAAAAUUCAUGUGGUGUUGAGGACGUCCUGCAGCUUUUGCGCAUUCUUUACAUUAUAGCCAAUGACCCAUAUUCUGCCAAAACACCACAGGAAGAGGAUGAAGAAAUGCUUCUAUUUAGUGUGCCUCCAGAGGAAUUCACCAGUAAAAAAAUCACCACAAAGAUACUGCAACAGAUAGAGGAACCUUUGGCUCUGGCUAGUGCAGCUUUGCCAGACUGGUGUGAGCAAUUGACCAGCAAGUGCCCCUUCUUGAUCCCAUUUGAGACAAGACAACUUUACUUCACUUGUACAGCAUUUGGUGCAUCCAGAGCUAUUGUAUGGCUCCAGAACAGACGUGAGGCCACAGUGGAAAGAACCAGGACGGCAAGUGCAGUGCGCAGGGAUGACCCAGGAGAAUUCAGAGUAGGGCGACUAAAACAUGAGCGAGUAAAGGUGCCAAGAGGAGAUUCACUGAUGGAGUGGGCCGAAAAUGUCAUGCAGAUCCAUGCAGACCGCAAGUCGGUGCUUGAGGUUGAGUUCCUUGGAGAGGAAGGGACGGGGCUGGGCCCCACCCUUGAAUUCUAUGCCCUGGUGGCUGCUGAAUUCCAAAAGACAAACUUGGGAAUCUGGUUAUGUGACGAUGACUUCCCUGAUGAUGAAUCACGACAGGUGGACCUUGGAGGUGGUUUGAAGCCCCCUGGUUACUAUGUGCAGCGGUCAUGUGGUCUCUUUAUAGGUCCCUACCCCCAAGACAGUGAGGAACUGGACAGAGUGACCAAGCUUUGCCACUUCUUGGGAGUCUUUCUUGCCAAAUGUAUUCAGGACAAUAGAUUGGUGGAUCUACCCAUUUCAAAGCCUUUCUUCAGACUUAUGUGCAUGGGUGAUGUUAAGAGCAACAUGAGUAAACUAUUAUAUGCCUCCCGGGGGGAGGAUAGUGAACACUGUACUGAAAGCCAGUCUGAAGCAUCCACUGAGGAUGGACAUGAUGCUCUUUCUGUGGGUAGCUUUGAAGAAGACUCAAAGUCUGAGUUUAUAUUGGACCCACCCAAGCCAAAACCCCCUGCAUGGUUCCAGGGCAUACUGACAUGGGAUGACUUUGAGCAAAUAAAUCAACAUCGUGCCCAGUUCCUAAGGGACAUUAGAGAGUUAGCUGUAAAAAGGAGGCAUAUUUUGGGCAACCGGAGCCUGUCAGAAGAUGAAAAAAACACACAACUUCAGGAAUUGAUGCUGAAGAAUCCUUCUGGUUCUGGGCCACCUGUCAGUAUUGAGGAUUUAGGACUAAACUUCCAGUUCUGUCCAUCUUCUCGGGUUUACGGUUUCACAGCUGUGGAUCUGAAACCAAAUGGUGAAGAUGAGAUGGUGACAAUCGACAACGCAGAAGAAUAUGUAGAUCUGAUGUUUGAUUUUUGUAUGCAGACUGGUAUACAAAAACAGAUGGAGGCAUUUAGAAGUGGCUUUAAUAAAGUGUUUCCUAUGGAGAAGUUGAGCUCUUUUAGCCACGAAGAGGUCCAGAUGAUUCUCUGUGGAAACCAGUCUCCAUCAUGGUCAUCAGAUGAUAUAAUAAAUUACACUGAACCAAAACUAGGAUAUACUCGAGAGAGUCCGGGAUUCCUUCGUUUUGUGCGAGUCCUUUGUGGCAUGUCAUCAGAUGAGAGAAAGGCCUUUCUACAGUUUACAACCGGAUGUUCCACGCUGCCCCCUGGAGGGCUGGCAAACUUACACCCUCGGCUUACUGUGGUGCGCAAGGUUGACGCCACUGAUGCCAGUUACCCCUCUGUGAAUACUUGUGUACAUUACCUUAAGUUACCAGAGUACUCGUCAGAAGAGAUUAUGAGAGAUCGACUGCUUGCUGCUACUAUGGAGAAAGGUUUCCACCUCAAUUGAGACUGCUUGGCUGAACGCUGCAUUUUUUGCUCUUGGUGGGCACUCAUCUCUCGUGUUUGUGUGCUGACAGGACAUGGCCUUUCUUCUCCCUCUUACUGUGUGUUUCUUACAACCCUCACAAGGCUUCUGAGGAGAGAGUGGGUGUGAUGCCUUUUUAUUUUUGUUAGCUGCUAAUGAUGAAAUGGUCUCUAGGCAUGAGAAAAAACACAAAAAACAAUCUUUGAAUGCCAGAGUGCCCUGCAUCCUAUUGAAGACCAGGCCCUUUUAACCAUAAAUGGGUUUAAAGAUUUAAAGGAAUGCUGUUAACAGUCUUACAGGAGCAGCUUACCUGCAUUCAGACAUUUUGUAAAUGUUCAGCAUCUGUUGUAUAGACAUUACACUACGUCCGCAUACCAAGACUAGCUAAUGCAUUCAAACCUUCUUGUUUUGCUAGCUUUAAACUAACCCAUCUGAAAGCUGCUUUCAUUGAAUCUAGAGAGUUAAUGAACUUUGAACCCCUCCCUUUUAAUGGUGCCUGUACUAUUUAAAUACACCUAGUAAGUUUGCUUCUUCUUUUUUUCCCAUUAUGUAAUCAUGCACCUUUAUUUUCCUACUUUAUAAUUGGGGAGAAUAUACUGAUUGAGAUGCCCCUGCUAUGCAGACUGAACUGAAUUGUUUGUGCAAUGUGCAAAUAAAAAUGAUCAUGAGAAAAAUACCCAUCACAGAAGGGAAACAAAUCCAUAUAGAUUGGAGCAAGGUUAUUAAACCUCCUCUCUGUUAAGAGUAACCUACAGCAUUGUUGAAGGUUGCUUCUUGCACUAAAGGGGUAUACAAAGCAAGUUUUGCCCUCUGGUUGUAUUUUCUUUGUAUAUUAUAAACAUUUAUUUAACUUGUUGCAGUUUGAAGUAAAAAAAAUAAAACAAUGAUGAAAAAUGCA